AUGGGGUUUGGCUUUUCUAUCUUGGGAAAAUUCUUCAGAUUGGGUUUUGAACCAAUUGUCACGACCUUCAACACUCUAAUCAACGACUUCAUUCGUGAGCAUAAAGAGGUUGACGCAGCUGCACUUUUCAAUGAAAUGAUGGAGGGAGGUAUUUGCAAGCCGGAUGUGGUUACUUUCAACGUACUAGCAAAUGGCUAUUGCUUGAAAGGUAACAACACUGGACCUAUCCAGUUGCUUAAGAAGAUGGAAGAAAGCGAUUACAGGCCUGACAUAGUUGUCUAUAACACGAUCAUUCACAGUCUUUGCAAGGAUACUCUAGUUGUUGAUGCACUAAACCUCUUCUCAGAAAUGACAAGUAAGGGCAUCGCUCCUAACGUCAUUACCUAUACCUCUUUCAUUCAUGGAUUUUGCAAAGUAGGGAAUUGGAAAGAAGCUACAAGAUUAUUGAAUGAAAUGGUUUGUCCAGAGCUGAAAAAGUUGAAUAUAAGGGAAAUGGAAGAGAAAGGUUGUUCUUCAGAUGGUUGCACAUACAACAAAUAA
This is a messenger RNA of Pyrus x bretschneideri (Chinese white pear), 540 nucleotides long. RefSeq names its product pentatricopeptide repeat-containing protein At1g12620-like. Bases 1 to 540 code for a protein of 179 amino acids. The record is from RefSeq and is a predicted model, not a curated record. Gene Ontology annotation, molecular function: protein binding. NCBI's taxonomy places the organism in Eukaryota, Viridiplantae, Streptophyta, Magnoliopsida, Rosales, Rosaceae. The transcript has 2 exons.